UAACUUUCUAAAAAGCCCCUUACCAACCUAAACUCAUCAUGCCUCCUAGAAGACAAAAUCCUCCUCGUCAAUGAGCUGUUCGGGACAUAGAAAUGGAAGAACUACGUCAACAAAUUCAAAGGCUUCAAGAAAGACUUGAAGCUUUUGAGGGACAACAAGCUCAACACCCGCAAGAUGAACCACACGAGUCAGAGGAAGAUACUGAUGACGAGAAUCCUUUCCAUCACCUAAGGGAUAAUGAAAGCUCAUCAUCAACAGAAAAAGUUCAUCGUCGACAACGUCCCCAACAAAAUGCUGCUCCCAAAUCCACUGACCUUGGCAUCAAAAUCGAUAUUCCAGAUUUUGAAGAUCGCCUUCAACCCGAUGAAUUUAUCGACUGGUUGCAAAUUGUGGAACGUGUGUUUGAACUCAAGGAUAUUCCUGAUGACAAGCGUGUGAAGCUCGUCGCCAUCAAAUUAAAGAAACAUGCAUCUAUUUGGUGGGAGAAUCUCAAACGCAGUCAAGAAAGAGAAGGCCACAGCAAAAUUAGAACUUGGGAGCAAAUGCGUUGGGAGCUCACUCCCUCCGACUGUCCAAAUAAGAGAGUUGUCACCAUUAUUGGAGGAGAAAUUCAUGAAGCCUCAGAAGAUGAAGCAGAAAAGGAGCAAAAUGAUGAAACUGAGUCACCCCAGCUUGAGGAAAAACUUAUCCCAGCUGACCAUGGAGAAUCUUUGGUUGUGCGUUGUAGUCUACAUGCUACCAUAACCAAGGAUGAAGAUUGGCUUCGACAUAACAUCUUUCACACCAGAUGCACUUCUCAAGGGAAAGUCUGCAGUGUCAUCAUUGACAGUGGAAGUUGUGAGAAUGUUGUGUCAAAUUAUAUGGUUGAGAAGCUAGGUCUGCCUAUCAAAGAUCAUCCCCAUCCAUACAAGUUACAAUGGCUACAAAAGGGAAACGAGGUAAAAGUAACCAAACGUUGCCUUGUCUCUUUUUCUAUUGGUAACAGGUACCAAGACGAAGUAUGGUGUGAUGUUAUUCCUAUGGAUGCUUGUCACUUGUUACUUGGUCGCCCUUGGCAAUUUGACCGAAAGGCUAUCCAUGACGGCCAUGCCAACACGUACUCGUUUGUGAAAGAUGGUGUGAAGGUCAAGCUCACUUCCCUGAAGCCUGAAGAAACACUUGAAAAGAAGGAUGAGGACAAGGCUUUAAUCUCCAAAUCAACCUUUCAGAAUGUGACAUUUCUUGGAUACAUCAUCACUGCUCAAGGUAUCAAGAUGGACCCCAGUAUGAUUGAUGCUAUUGUCAACUGGCCUACACCAACAUCGAUGCAUGAUGUUCGAAGCUUCCAUGGCAUGGCAUCUUUUUAUCGGAGAUUCAUCAAGAAUUUUAGUUCUAUUGUUGCCCCUAUUACUGACAGCCUUAAGGUGUUAAGUCAAGAAGGUCGACCCAUUGCCUUCUUCAGUGAAAAGUUGAAUGACACAAAGCUCAGAUAUUCCACCUAUGACAAAGAACUCUAUGCAAUUGUUCGAGCCUUGGAGCAUUGGAGUCAUUAUCUUCUUUCCAAAGAAUUCAUCUUGCACUCUGACCAUGAGGCAUUCAAGCACUUGAAUUCUCAACAGAAGAUUAGUCGCCGACAUGCUGCUUGGAGUGAAUUUCUACAAGCUUAUCCUUUCCUCCUCAAAUACAAAUCUGGAGUCUAGAAUCGUGUAGCUGAUGCUCUGAGUCACCAACAUGCCUUGCUUACUUCCGUACAAAUGAAAGUCACUGGAUUUGAAGUGAUCAAGGAGUUGUAUGAGGAUGAUCCUAAUUUUAGCAACAUUUGGCAGGCCACUUCUAAUCAAGCCUUUCAACAAUA
Rubroshorea leprosula is the source of this 1834-nucleotide messenger RNA. Lineage: Eukaryota; Viridiplantae; Streptophyta; Magnoliopsida; Malvales; Dipterocarpaceae. The record is from the annotation of a GenBank genome assembly.